Jaculus jaculus (lesser Egyptian jerboa) is the source of this 2036-nucleotide messenger RNA. It is a transcript of the gene Cfi, whose product is annotated as complement factor I. Gene Ontology annotation, molecular function: serine-type endopeptidase activity; protein binding. Gene Ontology annotation, biological process: proteolysis. The coding region runs from base 34 to 1845 and encodes 603 amino acids. The transcript is spliced from 14 exons. The record is from RefSeq and is a predicted model, not a curated record. Lineage: Eukaryota; Metazoa; Chordata; Mammalia; Rodentia; Dipodidae. Gene Ontology annotation, cellular component: membrane.
AGUCCCUGCAGAGACCCAAGAAGGAGCACCACCAUGAAACUCAUCUCCACUGCCCUGUUUGUCCUGUGCCUUGGCUCUGCGGUGUGGGGGAAUAAAGGUGAAAAACAAACCAAAGCAACAAGAAAACAUGAGAUCUCUUCAAUAAUGGAUGCAUCUCAAGAGAAUUUGGUGGACCAAAAGUGCUUACUGAAAAAAUACACACAUCGCUCCUGUAAUAAAGUCUUCUGUCAACCAUGGCAGAAGUGCAUUGAUGGAACCUGUGUGUGUAAACUCCCUUACCAAUGCCCAAAGAAUGGCACCUCUGUGUGCUCAACUGACAGGAAAAGCUAUCCAACUUACUGUCACCAAAAGAGUUUUGAAUGUCUUCGUCCAGAGGCAAAGUUUUUACAUGAUGGAACAUGCAUGACUGAUGGAAAAUUUAGUGUUACCUUAAAUUACGGAAGUACAGGUUCAGAGGGGAUUGUUGAAGUAAAACUUGUGGACCAAGAUGAGAAAAUGUUCAUAUGUAAAAACAGAUGGAGCAUGGCAGAAGCCAAUAUAGCCUGCUUUGACCUCGGAUUUCCACAAGGUGCUCUUGAUACUCAGAGAAACUUUCCCUUACCUCCAGAUCUCCAUGCAAACGGCAGUGGGUGUCUACAUAUACGGUGUCAGGGUUUUGAGACCAGUUUGGCUGAGUGCACUUUUGCCAAGAGAAGAGCUAUGAAUUCCCAACAUUUUGCAGGUGUGGUGUGUUACCCACAGAAUGCAGAAUCUCCAACAGGUCCAUCUUUUCAGUGUGUGAAUGGGAAACACAUUCCUCAGCAGAAAGCCUGUAAUGGUGUCAACGACUGUGGAGAUCAAAGUGAUGAGCUGUGCUGUAAAGGGUGCCAAGGUAAAGGCUUCCAUUGUAAGUCAGGAAUUUGCAUUCCAAACCAGUUCAGGUGCAACGGUGAAGUGGACUGCGUUACAGGGGACGAUGAAAUCGGCUGUGAAGAAGUGAAACAACCUGCGAUUCGUCAUGUGGGAAUAGACAUUCUGACUCCUAAUAUGAAUGCAGAAAGAAAACGAAUCAAGUCUUUAUUGCCUACAAUAGCCUGUGGAGUAAAGAGGACCACACCUGCCCGAAGGAAGCGAGUGGUCGGAGGGAAGCUGGCACAAGCGGGAGACUUCCCCUGGCAGGUGGCCAUUAAGGAAGGUGACACAAUCAAGUGUGGUGGCAUCUAUAUUGGUGGCUGUUGGGUUCUGACUGCUGCACAUUGUGUCAGAGUCAGUAAAGUUCACCACUACCGGGUGUGGACAUCCUUACUAAGCUGGAUAAGACUUAAUGCUAAGAUAGUGGCUCUAUCAGUAGAGAGAAUUAUAAUCCAUGAAAACUACAAUGGAACCACCUACCAAAAUGACAUAGCUUUGAUAGAAAUGAGGAAACAACCAGGGAAGAAAGAGUGUGAGCUCUCUAAUUCUGUCCCUGCCUGUGUCCCAUGGUCUCCAUAUCUAUUCCAACCAAAGGAUAAAUGCAUCGUUUCUGGAUGGGGUCGAGAAAAAGAUAACCAAAGAGUCUUUUCCCUUAAGUGGGGUGAAGUUAACCUAAUAGGUAACUGCUCUGAGUUUUAUGGAAAUCGCUAUUACGAAAACGAAAUGCAAUGUGCAGGUACAGACGAUGGUUCCAUUGAUGCCUGCAAAGGGGACUCUGGAGGCCCCUUGGUCUGUAUGGAUGCCAACAAUGUGACUUAUGCUUGGGGUAUUGUGAGUUGGGGUGAAAACUGUGGAAAACCAAAGUUCCCAGGUGUUUACACCAGAGUGGCAAGUUAUUUUGACUGGAUUAGCUCCCACGUGGGAAGGUCUCUUAUUUCUCAAUAUAAUGUCUGAAACUGUGAUCUCCUUCUCUCUGUGCUUAGUCUUUCAGGAGUCCACUUUAAUUGAAAUAAAAUGAUAAUUAGUAUUUCUCUAGAGCAAAAAUGAAGCAAAACUUAUUAGAUAUCCUUAAAGGUCUAUGCAAAGUCUGUGUCAUAUAAGAAUAUUGCCAUAUACGUCCCAAAUAAAUAUUCUGGCCAAGCAUA